GCCCUUCGGAAACUUAGGGCUAUAUUUCACCGGGACACCAUGGCGGCGCAACCAGUCGCCGCUGCCAACAAAAUGUAUACAGCUCUAUAGAGAGUUACUCACCUGGUGUCCGUUUAGUUGCGCAACCAAUUUGGCGGCGCGACCAACUCGGACGCGUGCAUAGAAUGUUACUGGUUGCGCCGCCACGCUGGUCGCGCCACCACUAACUACUAUAGCGCGAUAUGGUGUCUCACUCACUCGGCCGCCAGUCCGGCCGCCAGUGACGCUCCCACCUCAUUGCAUGCAGCACGUGUCGCGGUUAUGUUUUAUUUUUUAACUGCUUAUUUUAAUAUCUGAGUAGUUUGUUAACUGCAUACGAUGGAUAAUUUCGAUACAGAAAGGUUUAUUAUCGAAAUUCAAAGUAGACCAUCACUUUGGGAUAAUUCCUCGUCAGAUUAUUCCGAUAGAGAUUUGAAAAAGAAAUGUUGGGAGGAAGUUGUAGAUUUAUUUGGAGAACAGGAGCAAACCGUUGAACAAAAAAAGAGCUUUGGGUUAGUGUUGCAAAAAAGGUGGAAAAGCAUCAGAUCAUGCUAUGCGCGGGAAGUCAAACGUCAAAGAAAUGUUAAGUCCGGGUCUGGAGCCACUAACCGCAAAAGCGAAUAUAUAUAUUUUAAGCAGUUACAGUUUCUACAAAAAGUAGUAGCUAUCAGAGAAGAAGGUGAAGAAGAAAAAAAUUCGGAGAGCACUGAAGUAGGCGAGCGACCAAAAAAAGCUACAAACAAACGUAAACUAGCAGUAGACGAUGAUCCUUUUAUUCAAGCAUUAAAUAAUUCAAUUGAGCAAAGACGCCGUGAGACAACAGAGCAGAGACUACGCGAGACAGCUGAGGUUGACGAAGAUCGGCUAUUUUUGCUUUCAUUGUUGAGCACAUUAAAAAAUCUACCUCCUCAAAUUAAAAUGGCUACCAAAAUAAAGAUGCUAACUUUGUUGAACGAUGCGUCAGGUUUUUCUGGUAACAGGACGUUUGAUUAUACUGGUCCGUCUUUUCGGAAUUCUCCAGAAAUUAAUCCAGGUGGCAGGAUGAUGAGUCAUGACACCUACCAUCCUGGUUAUUCGACGCAACGGCAAGUGAUUGCUACUGAAUAUCCUGGACCAAGUUAUAGGACAAACACGAAUUAUCAGAAUGAACCUAUCACAAGUAGUCCUAAUUCCCCAUAUAAUUCUAUGAAUACAAUGACAUAUGCAAGUUCUCCAAGCGACACAAAUGAUUCACAGGACUCAGAACCACUUAUGGAUCUAUAUAGCACUUAAACGUUCAUGCUUGUUUGUUUGUCUACAUUUUUUAAUAAAACUUACUUUAAAAAUGUUCAUAGUUUGAUUUAACUUACCU
Messenger RNA from Trichoplusia ni (cabbage looper), 1369 nucleotides. RefSeq lists its product as uncharacterized. Bases 358 to 1290 code for a protein of 310 amino acids. Gene Ontology annotation, cellular component: transcription regulator complex; nucleus. NCBI's taxonomy places the organism in Eukaryota, Metazoa, Arthropoda, Insecta, Lepidoptera, Noctuidae. The transcript is spliced from 2 exons. The record is from RefSeq and is a predicted model, not a curated record. Gene Ontology annotation, biological process: regulation of transcription by RNA polymerase II. Gene Ontology annotation, molecular function: DNA binding.